This is a messenger RNA of Caenorhabditis briggsae, 360 nucleotides long. The transcript has 4 exons. Bases 1 to 360 code for a protein of 119 amino acids. The record is from RefSeq and is a predicted model, not a curated record. NCBI's taxonomy places the organism in Eukaryota, Metazoa, Nematoda, Chromadorea, Rhabditida, Rhabditidae.
AUGACCUUCUCCUCCUCUCUUUUUUUGGUUCUUUUCGCUGGAAUUAUUAUAAUUUCUACUGUUCAAGCUCUCCCACCAAAAGGUUGCACAUCCUGCCUAAUGGUGCCGAUUGAAGAGACCGAAAAAGCUGGAAUUUCGAGCACCAACAAGACCAGAAACACCGAAACUGGAUGCUUUGUUCAAACCGUACAAUGUAUGUCCAAGGAAAACGAUUCCGACACCUACAUCCAAUUCAACAAAGGUCGUAAAGGCCUAUUCGCUGCCGUUCAACAAACGAUUCAACUGAUUUGUAACGAAGAAGGAAAAUGGGAAUUCCGUCAUUCGAAACUGACACUUACCAAACUUCUGGAACUAUGCUAA